Messenger RNA from Strigops habroptila (Kakapo), 5619 nucleotides. RefSeq names its product laminin subunit beta 2 (gene LAMB2). Lineage: Eukaryota; Metazoa; Chordata; Aves; Psittaciformes; Psittacidae. The transcript has 32 exons. The record is from RefSeq and is a predicted model, not a curated record. Bases 147 to 5555 code for a protein of 1802 amino acids.
GGAGGGACCGGGACGGGAACGGGAACCGGCGGGGCGGGGCGGGAACGGGACGGGACGCGACCGCCGAGCACCUGCCGAGCGCCCCCUUUGCGCGCACUUUGCGUCCCCUUUGCGCGCACUUUGCGCCCCUUUUGCGCGUCCCCGCGAUGCGGAGCCCCGGUGCCCUCCUGCUGCUGCCGCUGCUGGCCGGGCUUGGGGGAACCUCGGCCCCCGACCCCCCCCAGGUCUGCGCCCUUGGGAGCUGCUACCCGGCCACCGGGGACCUGCUGGUGGGGCGAGCCCCCCGCCUGAGCGCCACCUCCACCUGCGGGCUGCGCCGGCCACAGCCCUACUGCAUCGUCAGCCACCUCCAGGAGGAGAAGAAGUGCUUCAUCUGCGACUCGCGGCGGCCCUACGAUGCCCGUGCCAACACCAACAGCCACCGCAUCGAGAACGUGGUCACCACCUUCGCCCCCCGGCCCAAGAAAGCCUGGUGGCAGUCGGAGAACGGCGUGGAGCACGUCAGCAUCCAGUUGGACCUGGAGGCCGAGUUCCACUUCACACACCUCAUCAUGACCUUCAAGACGUUCCGGCCCGCGGCCAUGCUGGUGGAGCGCUCGGCUGACUUCGGGCGCAGCUGGAAGGUCUAUCGGUACUUCGCCUAUGAUUGUGCCACCUCCUUCCCCCACGUCCCCCGAGGACCCCCGCGCCGCAUCGACGACGUGGUCUGCGAGUCCCGCUACUCCGACAUCGAGCCCUCCACCGAGGGGGAGGUGAUCUACCGGGUGCUGGACCCCUCCAUCCCCAUCCGGGACCCCUACAGCCCCGACAUCCAGAACCUGCUGCGCGUCACCAACCUGCGUGUGAACCUCACCAAGCUGCACACGCUGGGGGACAACCUGCUGGAUACACGGCGCGAGAUCCGGGAGAAGUAUUACUACGCGCUCUAUGAGCUGGUGCUGCGCGGGAACUGCUUCUGCUAUGGCCAUGCCUCCGAGUGUGCCCCACUCAGCGGGGCCCCUGCCACCACCGAUGGCAUGGUCCAUGGACGCUGCGUCUGCAAGCACCACACGCAGGGGCUGAACUGUGAGCGCUGCGAGGACUUCUACCACGACCUGCCCUGGCGCCCGGCUGAGGGCUCCAGCACCAAUGCCUGCCGCCGCUGUGACUGCAACGAGCACUCGCGGCGCUGCCACUUCGACAUGGCCGUCUUCCUGGCCACCGGCAACACCAGCGGGGCCGUGUGUGACGGCUGCCAGCACAACACCAUGGGCCGCCGCUGCCACCUCUGCAAGCCCUUCUACUACAAGGAUCCCAGCAAGGACCUGCGGGACCCCGCCGUGUGCCGAGCCUGUGACUGUGACCCCGAGGGCUCUCUGGACGGCGGGAUGUGUGACAGCGCUGACGACCCAGCCCGGGGGCUGAUCGCGGGGCAGUGCCGCUGCAAGGAGCACGUGGCUGGUCCCCGCUGCGACCGCUGCAAACCCGGCUUCUUCGGCCUCAGCGCUGCCAACCCGCAGGGCUGCCAGCGUUGCCAGUGUGACCCCCGUGGCACGGUGGUCGAGGGCAGCCGGUGCGAUGCUGUGAGCGGUGAGUGCUUCUGCAAGAGGCUGGUGACCGGGCGCAGCUGCAGCCAGUGCCUGCCCGAGCACUGGGGGCUGAGCCAUGACAUCCCGGGCUGCCGGCCCUGUGACUGCGAUGUGGGGGGUGCCCGCAACAACCUGUGUGCCGUGGAGACGGGGCAGUGCCAGUGCCGCAGCCACGUGGUGGGGCGACAGUGUGACCGGGUGGAGCCUGGUUUCUACCGCAUCAACCUGGACCAUUACACCUACGAGUCUGAGGAUGCUCGGCUGCAUCAGGGCUCAGUGGUGGAGCGUGAGCCCCCCACGGACCGCCCGGCUUCCUGGACCGGGACAGGCUUUGCGCGCAUGGUGGAGGGCGGCUGGCUGGAGUUCCAUGUGAGUGAUGUGCCUUUCUCCAUGGAGUACGACGUGAUCAUCCGCUACGAGCCCCAGCACCCGGAGCCCUGGCAGGAGGUGAGGGUGAAGGUGCUGCGCCCCAGCCCUGUCUCCGCCAGCAGUCCUUGCGGGAACACCAUCCCAGCCGAUGAUCAGCUCUCCACCAGCCUCCCCUCUGGUGCCAGGUACGUGGUGCUGCCACAGCCCAUCUGCCUGGAGCGGGGGGUCUCCUACACCAUCCGAGUGGAGCUGGGCUGUGCCUCCGCUCAGCAGGAUCCCAGCGCCAGCGUGCUCAUCGAUUCGCUGGUGCUCCUGCCCCGUUACUCCUCACUGGAGAUGUUCAUCGCGGGCGACCCCAUCUCCAUGAAGCGCCGCGAGACCUUCGAGCGGUACCGCUGUGCCCAGCCCUUCCAUGCCGCGGGGCCCUCGCCCGUGGCCGAGCCCUGCUCCAGGCUCCUGCACAGCCUGUCUGCCAUCCUGCACGACGGGGCGCUGCGUGAGUCUGGCCCCGCACCCCGUUGUGUCCUGCGCCCUUUGUGGCAGCGCUCACCCCGCUCUCUGCCCGCAGCCUGCCUCUGCGACCCCCAGGGCUCGACCAGCGCCGAGUGCCAGCCCCAGGGCGGGCAGUGCCAGUGCAAACCCAAUGUCAUGGGGCGGCGCUGCCACCGCUGCUCCCCAGGAACCUUCGGCUUUGGGCCUGGCGGGUGCCGAGCAUGCCAGUGCAGCAGCGAGGGGUCGGUGAGCCCCGUCUGUGACACCACCACAGGGCAGUGCUCCUGCCGGGAGGGUGCCCAUGGCUCACGCUGUGACCGCUGCCAGCCCGGCCACUGGGGCUUCCCAUCCUGCCGGCCCUGCCAGUGCAACGGGCACGCCGAGGAGUGCGACCCGCGCACGGGCAGCUGCCUGCGCUGCCGCGACCACACCGACGGCGAGAGGUGCCAGAGAUGUGCAGCCGGGCACUUUGGGAACCCGGCGCUGGGCUCUGGGCAGCACUGCCGGCCGUGCCCGUGUCCCGAUGGACCUGGCAGCUCCCGGCACUUCGCCGCAUCCUGCUACCAGGACAGCCGGUCCCGGCAGGUCAUCUGCCACUGCAGCCCUGGGUACACAGGUCCCCGCUGUGAUGAGUGCGCUCCGGGGUACUACGGGGACCCGCAGCAGCCGGGCGGGCGCUGCCUGCCCUGCCAGUGCCACGACAACAUCGACAUGACGGACCCAGAGGCGUGCGACCGGCACACGGGGCGCUGCCUGCGCUGCCUGUACAACACGGCGGGGCCGCACUGCGCCGAGUGCCAGCCCGGCUUCUAUGGGGAUGCCGCGCGGCACAGCUGCCGGCGUUGCUCCUGCAACCCGCUGGGCACCGACCCCAGCACCUGCAGUCCCCAGCAGUGCCAUUGCGACGUGCGCAGCGGGCAGUGCCACUGCCUGCCCAACGUGGAGGGGCAGAGCUGCGACCGCUGCAGCCCCAACUUCUGGAACCUGGGCAGCGGGCAAGGCUGCCAGCCCUGCGCCUGCCACCCCCAGCACGCCCUGACCCCCACCUGCAACCAGUUCACAGGGCAGUGCUCGUGCCGGCCGGGCUUCGGGGGCCGGACCUGUGCCGACUGCCAGGAGCAACACUGGGGUGACCCACGGCAGCAGUGCCGAGCUUGCGACUGUGACCCCCGCGGCGUCGCCAGUGCCCAGUGCCACCGUGGCAGCGGCCACUGCGACUGCCGGCCCGGCAUCUCCGGCGUGCGCUGCGACCAGUGCGCACGGGGCUUCUCCGGCGCCUUCCCCGCCUGCCAGCCCUGCCACCCCUGCUUCGGGGACUGGGACCGCGUGGUGCAGGACCUGGCUGCGCGCACCCGGGCGCUGGCGCAGCGCGUCAGCCUCCUGCAGCACACCGGGGCUGCCAGCGCCUUCCAGGGCACUUUCCGGCGGCUGGAGGAGAACCUGGUCACCGUGCGAGACGUGGUGGCUGCCCAUAACGCCACUGCCGCCACUGCUGCCCACCUCACGCAUGCCACGGAGGGGCUGCGGCGGCACAUCGAGGAGGCGACGGAGAGGCUGACACGGCUGGAGGGGGAGCUGACGGCUGCUCAGGAUGCCAACUUCAACGCCAGCCAUGUGCUGAGUGUGGUGGACCGGGGUGCCCGCGCCCUCAACCACAGCCUGCAGGACCUGGAGCAGCGGCUGCAGGCCCUCAAGACCUCCAAUUUCCUUGGUGCCUACGACAGCAUCCGCGAGGCCUAUGGGGAGUCACGGGAUGCGGAGCACCGGGCUGAUGCCUCCACCCGCGCCGUACCCAGCCCCAUCAGCACCUCGGUGGCCACCCGGCACCACGCCGAGCAGCUCAUGGCCAGCCAUAGGGAUGACUUCAAUCGCCAGAACGCAGCCAGCCGGCGGGCGCUGAUGGACCUGGCAGCAAGAGCACAGGCACUGAGCCUGCAGCCGCUCAAUGAGAAGGUCUGCGGUGCUGCGGGUGACGUGCCCUGUGCCGAGAGCCCCUGCGGAGGAGCCGGGUGCCGGGAUGAGGAUGGGGGACGGCGCUGCGGGGGGCUGAGCUGCGGCGGGGCCGUGUCCACGGCGGACAGUGCGCUGGACCGGGCACGCCACGCACAGGAGGAGCUGCGGCAGGCGGCCAGCGACAUGGCCCAGCUAUCCCAUAAGGUGGCUGAGGCCAAGGGGAAGGCAGAUGAGGCUCGGCUGCGGGCACAGGCGGCGCUGGACAAGGCAAACCAGACCAGGGCCCGUGUGGAGAGCUCCAACAAGGAGCUGCGGGAGCUCAUCAGCCACGUCAAGGCCUUCCUGAGCCAGGAGGGCGCCGACCCCGAGAGCAUCGAGGUGGUGGCCAGCCGCGUGCUGGAGCUGUCGCUGCCGGCCGCGCCGGCGCAGAUCCACCGCCUGGCCGAGGAGAUCAAGGCGCGGGUGCGCAGCCUGGCCAGCGUGGAUGCCAUCCUGGAGCAGACGGCCGGCGACGUGCGCCGGGCCGGGCAGCUGCUGCAGGAGGCACAGCGAGCCCGGUCGCGGGCUGAAGGCGUGCGGGGCACGGCCGAGGCGGUGCGGCAGGCGCUGGAGGAGGCGCAGCGGGCACAGGGCAUGGCGGAGGAGGCGCUGCACCACGCCACCGGCGACAUCCAGCACAGCGAGAGAGCGCUCGGCACGAUGCAAGCCCAGACAGCGAGUGCAGAGCAGCGGCUGGCGGGCGCCACGGCUCAGAUCGGGGCGCUGGACGGACAGAUGGACUCCCUGAAGGUGAAACGCGCCAACAACAGCCUGGCGGCCACACGAGCCCAGGAGGCGGCCGGCACCGCGCGGGACCGCGCCGGCGAGGCCAAGCAGGUGCUGGAGGGGCCGCUGCGGGACCGGUACCGCGCGGCGCAGGAGCUGGUGCAGCACCGCGCGGAGGGCGCGCGGCAGGCGGGCGGGCGGGCGCAGCGCCUGCGGGACGAGGCGGCGGGGCUGCUGCAGGAUGCGCAGGGCAAACUGCAGCGGCUGCGAGCGCUGGAGGAGGCGUACGAGCGCAACGAGCGGGUGCUGGACGCCAAGGCGGCGCAGCUGGGCGGGCUGGAGGCCAGGCUGAGGGACGUGCUGGCCGCCAUCAACCAGCAGGUCCAGAUCUACAACACGUGCCAGUGAGGACCCCGCAGCCCCUGCCUGCGGCGGGGCACCCCGUGCGUGAAUAAAGUUACAGAGCAAAUUG